ACUCGUGUGUUCUGAGCCGAAAAGCAAGAAGCUUGUCCUGAUUUAUGGUUUUGGAUUUAAAAGUGUGUUCAUUUUCUUUUUUUCUUGUGUUAUGCUUUUUCGCUUGCACUUACCAUCUUUUAAACGAAACACUAGAGCAACAUUUUUCUAAAUUAGAAAAUGAAGUUGUUAAAAAGAUGGAGGCCAAAAAAAUGGAAAAUGUUUCUGGCCAUAGUUGCAGUUUAUGCUGUGUUCUCUUGUGUUUUGUAUUUUUGUUUGGUAAAGUUUCUUGAGAAGAAAAACAUACAAGAGAUGUUGUUUCUCGAUGGAUUUAAAUCACAAAUCAAAGAUGAUAUCCUAAAUUUAGGUGCUGAUGUGGAUGAAAUCGAGUUUCAAGAUGAGCAGAGUAUAAAUCCUCCAUAUCUUGAUCUCCCGCAUCAUAAUCCAGCUGCUUUACCCCAGGCCUUCACUCCAGAAAAACAACAUUCAAAAAGCAUCAUAAAACAAAGAAAAACGAAAAGAAAGGAUCCUACAUGUUUUGUAAGUCACUAUCGAUUCAACAAUGACAAUAAAACAGAUCGAUAUUUGUUCAUAUUGGGUCACUAUGAACAGCUUGGAAAAACAACAGUGAAUCUCUUGCAUUCUGGAAUGCUUGCAGCUUAUAUGGGUAGAAAUCUUGUAAUACCAUUGGUAAGGAAUUCACGUUUUUGUGGUUUACGCAGUGGCUGGACAGGCCCAAAAAGGAAACAGAGUCGUGAGUUCAUACCAAUGGAUAAUUAUUUUGAUAUGCAUUCUGUUGAACAUCUUUUCCGAGAGCAUGUUUUUACAAAGCAAAAUUCAAGCAUGCUUAGUACAUUGCCUGAAUUUUACAAGGCAUGUGUUACAGUUGGAAUGACGAUUAUUUUUUUUAUGUACUCUGGUGCCAAAGCAGAAAGUAAACGAUAUAUGAAACUAUCUGAAGAGGAAUAUAUUUUUGUUGAUAACAAAAUGAAAGAAAACAAUGGUUGGACAGACUGUUUAUUUGUUGAGAAGAAAGUUCAAGUCACAAAACGGAUGAAUUACACCAAAGUAAACAGUGCCUUUUGUAUUGAUCCUGAAAUCAUGCAAUCAAGAAGGGCAUUAAAGGAGCUUGUUCAUACCCACAAAUGUGUUAUUGUUUUUUUGUGGCGGGGAGUUGGUUUUCAACGGACACAUUUCAAUAUUACUUUUCCAAACAGUCAUGAAGCUUAUUUGUCUCACUUGCAAAGUAGUCAUUUCAUUGUAAAAGAAGUACAGCAGUUUUUAGAUUCUCAUGUCCGUGGUGUUAGAUAUCUAAGCAUUCAUAUACGUUCCGAACGGCAGAUUAUAUGGUAUGGUGUUGAGAAAUUUAAAAAAUGCAUGAAACUUGUUAUCAAAGUUGUCAAUAUUUUAUUAGAUAAGAAGAAAAUUAGACAUAUUUUUAUUUCAUCUGAUUUGGAAAGUCACGGUUCAGAUUCUCUUUCACAAGUUUUAAAUAAAACCAUAUUAAAUGAUACCAAACAAUUUUAUCAAAACUUAGUCAGUUCGCUUAACACUGUCAGAUAUAAAGCUGAUAAGAGAAAAGGAAUUAUUUACAACGAUGCUGGUUUUGUUGCUUUAACUGAAAUGGAGAUUAUGUCCCGUUCAAGUCAUUUGAUCACUUUAGGUGCUGGUACGUUUCAAGGAUGGCUAGUAGCCAUGUUUAAAAAAUACCAAAACAUGCAUAAGAGGCCAUGGAGUUUGACAAGAGUAUGUUCAGUUGAAAUAAAAAAUCCUUAUGCACAACAUAAAAAAGUCAAUUAAUUUAUCAAAAAUAGCUGCAAAAGUUUUAUUAUAUAUUAUAAAUUCUUCUUAUCUUUGAACCAAUGCAAAUUUAUAAAAUAAUGUUCUAUACUCAUGUUUCCAUGUCAAGCAUUCAAUUGAAGUAAUAGCAACCAUCAUUUUUUUAUGGGUUGGUUGAGCAUGGUUAAAGGGAGGUUGCUUUGCUGCUUCAAUCCCUGACAAAACAAAUGUCUCUUACAUUUUCUUCAUGAUCUUGGAACUGCAUAAAAACAGGUUUUUUGUUUGCCUUGUUCUGCUCCAUCUUUAAAAUAAUCUGGCUAAGUUGAGCUUUGUAUUGCGGUUACCGAAAAAAUAUUUUUAAAUUACGGGUUUUAAACUUCCUUGAUAUUUACAUCACACUUUCAUAAGGGGCAUUCAAUUAACCUGAAUUAUAAAAAUUUACGUUAAUUUUGUGCCUUAAAAUUUCCUGGAAUAUAGUAGCUGCGACACUUUAUUGUAAAAUAAACUAUAUAUCACAGACUGACUGUGUUUCAAGUUAUGUGUCCACUGAAAAGAAGAACUUUAUUGUAAAAUUUGACUUUGUUUUCAGAUUUCAUUGUUUUCUCAAAUUAAGCAUCAACUUAAUAGAUUAUUUCCUUUAAGAAAAGUUAUGUUUUUUUUUUGUUAAAUAUGUCUUAUGUUGAUAUAUUAUGUUGUUUAUACUAUCUUCAUAUAUAUUUUAUUUAUUGUUUUAUAAGAAUUUGUUACACAAUAGACAAAACAGAAUAUUUUAAACCACUUGUUUUU
Hydractinia symbiolongicarpus is the source of this 2544-nucleotide messenger RNA. RefSeq lists its product as uncharacterized. Bases 160 to 1779 code for a protein of 539 amino acids. The transcript has 3 exons. NCBI's taxonomy places the organism in Eukaryota, Metazoa, Cnidaria, Hydrozoa, Anthoathecata, Hydractiniidae. The record is from RefSeq and is a predicted model, not a curated record. Gene Ontology annotation, biological process: protein O-linked glycosylation via fucose. Gene Ontology annotation, molecular function: peptide-O-fucosyltransferase activity.